CAUACCCAUUCCUGAUUCCGUUUUCUGGUUUAGGGUUUACAUCACGAUUUAUCGGUUCCUUUCCCCUUCAAAGCCACUCCUCCUCCUUCAUUUCUACACACUCUAACCUAAUCCAAAUCCUCAGAAAAGGAACAAAAACAAUCGAACGGCAAUGGUGGUCAAAGGCGAAGAAUCUGACAAAAUCUUGGAGCUCUUCUUGAAGAUCGGUUUAGACGAACGAACUGCUCGUAACACCAUCGCUAAUAACAAGGUCACUUCCAAUCUCACUUCCGUCAUUCACGAGGCUGCUUUAGCUGACGGAUGUGACCGUACAAUUGGAAAUCUGUUAUAUACUGUUGCGACGAAGUACCCUGCAAAUGCACUCAAACAUCGCCCAAAGUUACUUGAAUAUGUCGUCUCUUCCAAGAUUAAGACUCCAGCGCAGUUAGAAGCUUCGUUUUCGUUUCUCUCAAAUGUUGCAUCGGAGGACUAUAAGCAGAAGGAAUUUGAAGAAGCAUGUGGAGUUGGCGUUGAAGUUUCUCUGGAGGAACUUACACAGACUGUCAAUGAAAUUUUUGAAGAUAAUAAGGCUGCAAUUUUGGAGAGACGUUACCGAAUGAAUGUUGGUGAGUUGUUGGGGAGCAUCAGGAAGAAGCAUCCUUGGGCCGAUCCAAAGAUAGCUAAGCAACUCGUAGAUGCAAAAAUGUACGAGUUACUUGGCGAGAGGACAGAAACAGAUGAUGAGAAGCCUUCAAAAAAGAAGGAAAAGAAAGAGAAACCUGCGAAAGUUGAAAGUAAAGCUGAUGUUGUUGACACUCCUGCACAGCCAUCUGAAGAGGAACUUAAUCCAUUUUCAAUAUUUCCUGCUGCAGAAGACAAUAUAAAGGUGCACACAGAAGUAUUUUUCAGCAAUGGUUCUGUUCUAAGAUGUUGCAAUACAAGGGAAAGGCUUGACAAUCACUUGAAGGUCACUGGAGGAAGAGUUUUUACCCGCUUCCCUCCUGAACCAAAUGGAUAUCUACACAUUGGACAUGCAAAAGUAAGUUCUAUUGAUAAUUCAUUCAGUAGGAUACAAACACUGCAUAAUGAUUGUUCUUAUGCUAUAACUAUUUCUCAGGCAAUGUUUGUCGACUUUGGCCUUGCAAAAGAGAGGGGUGGAUGUUGCUAUCUCAGAUAUGAUGACACAAACCCAGAAGCUGAAAAGAAAGAAUAUAUUACUCACAUCGAAGAAAUUGUUCAGUGGAUGGGCUGGGAACCGUUUAAGAUAACUUACACUAGUGACUAUUUCCAAGAUUUGUAUGAGUUGGCUGUGGAGCUGAUACGAAGGGGCCAUGCAUAUGUUGAUCACCAGACCCCUGAAGAGAUAAAGGAGUAUAGGGAAAAGAAGAUGAACAGCCCUUGGAGAGAUAGACCAAUUGCCGAGUCAUUAAAACUCUUUGAUGACAUGAAGAGAGGUCUGAUAGAAGAGGGCAAGGCAACACUUAGGAUGAAACAGGAUAUGCAGAGUGAUAACUUUAAUAUGUAUGACCUUAUUGCUUAUCGUAUCAAGUUUACUCCUCAUCCUCAUGCUGGUGACAAAUGGUGCAUUUAUCCGAGCUAUGAUUAUGCUCACUGCAUCGUGGACUCUCUUGAGAAUAUCACACAUUCACUAUGUACACUUGAAUUUGAGACAAGGCGUGCUUCAUACUAUUGGCUGUUACAUGUACUGGACCUUUAUCAGCCAUAUGUGUGGGAAUACUCGCGACUGAAUGUUACAAACACUGUGAUGUCUAAACGGAAGUUAAACUACAUUGUGUCAAACAAAUAUGUUGAUGGUUGGGAUGAUCCCCGUCUCAUGACAUUAGCUGGUUUACGGCGUAGGGGUGUGACUUCAACUGCAAUAAAUUAUUUUGUUCGAGGAAUUGGAAUCACUAGAAGUGAUUGUAGUAUGAUUCGUAUGGAUCGCCUUGAGUAUCACAUAAGAGAAGAAUUAAACAAGACAGCUCCUCGUGUAUUAGCUGUGCUGCAUCCUUUAAAGGUAGUAAUAACCAACCUUGAAUCCAGGUCUGUUUUGGAUCUUGAUGCAAAGAAAUGGCCUGAUGCUCAAGCAGAUGACUCAUCUGCCUUUUACAAGGUGCCCUUUUCGAAUGUUGUAUAUAUUGAGCGCUCAGAUUUCCGGAUGAAAGAUUCUAAAGAUUACUAUGGGUUGGCUCCUGGCAAGUCAGCACUGCUACGAUAUGCAUUCCCCAUUAAGUGUACAGACGUAAUAUUGGCUGAUGAUAAAGAGACCGUGCUGGAGAUUCGAGCUGAAUAUGAUCCUUCUAAGAAAAGCAAGCCAAAGGGGGUUCUCCACUGGGUUGCUGAACCCUCCGCUGGUUCUGAACCAUUGAAGGUUGAAGUUCGAUUGUUUGACAAACUCUUUAAUUCUGAGAAUCCUGCUGAACUUGAUGAUUGGCUUGCUGAUCUCAACCCGAAUUCCAAAGUGGUGGUACCUGCUGCAUAUGCAGUACCAUCACUUCGGAACUCUGCCAUAGGGGCCACAUUUCAGUUCGAAAGGCUAGGGUAUUUUACCGUCGACAAGGACUCAACUGAAGAAAAACUUGUAUUUAACCGUACGGUUACACUCAAAGACCCCUACGGUAAGGCUGGAAAAUAGGUUUUCACACCGAUGAACCUCACACAUUAAGAAUCCAGUUAUGACUUACGAAAGCUAUUGUUAUCAAAAAGACAUUGACGUGGUUUCCUUGACAGACUUAAUACAGUUUGUUUACUCAGUGGCUUGAAUGAAUUCAGCAAAGUUGUGAUAGAUUUACAAUUCUUAUCUAAAUAGAAUUACAAAGUAUGUGAAAUUUAUUUUGUUUGAUU
This is a messenger RNA of Hibiscus syriacus, 2823 nucleotides long. Its product is annotated as glutamine--tRNA ligase, cytoplasmic-like. Gene Ontology annotation, biological process: glutaminyl-tRNA aminoacylation; translation. The record is from RefSeq and is a predicted model, not a curated record. The transcript has 22 exons. Gene Ontology annotation, cellular component: cytoplasm; cytosol. Gene Ontology annotation, molecular function: ATP binding; glutamine-tRNA ligase activity. Lineage: Eukaryota; Viridiplantae; Streptophyta; Magnoliopsida; Malvales; Malvaceae. Bases 152 to 2614 code for a protein of 820 amino acids.